Messenger RNA from Cyphomyrmex costatus, 765 nucleotides. RefSeq lists its product as uncharacterized. The record is from RefSeq and is a predicted model, not a curated record. NCBI's taxonomy places the organism in Eukaryota, Metazoa, Arthropoda, Insecta, Hymenoptera, Formicidae. The transcript has a single exon. Gene Ontology annotation, molecular function: nucleic acid binding; zinc ion binding. Bases 1 to 765 code for a protein of 254 amino acids.
AUGAAUGAAGAAAACGAAGAAGAAUGGAACAAGAAAAAUUUGAAAGCGAUGAACUUUAUUUACUGUAGUAUAACCAACCAGCAGCUUGAGUUUAUUGGUGAUGAGGAUACGGCAUUGAAAAUAAUGAAUAAGUUCGACAGCAUGUAUUUAAAGAAAUCCACCGCCCUGCAAAUCUGCGUGCGAAACAGAUUGGACAAGAUGAAGUUGCGUGACUUUGAAGACUCAAGUACCUUUUUCAGCGAGUUUGAGAAGGCGAUUAAUGACCUAAAAAGUGCUGGGGCGAGGGUUAGUGAGAGAGAGAAACUCGAUUAUAUGUUAAAAAUGUUGCCCGAUUUUAUGUGUUACAUCGGCGAUUUAAUUGACUCAGUGCAGGAAAGUGAGAGAACCUGCGAAUUCUUGAAGAAUAAAAUUUCCAUGUGGGAGUUGAAAAGCCGAGGAACUGAAAAGAAAAAGUACAGUGCAUUCAAAGCUGAAAAGAAAGAUGGAUCGUGCCGUGGAUGCGGAAAAUUCGGUCAUUUUGUGAAGGAUUGCUGGGCCACUGGCAAAGUUGGUAGCGGCUACAAAGGCAACGGUUUCGGCAGAGGUGGCAACAGCGGAGAGUCACAAACUUCAGGGGCGCGCGCCAGCGGCAGUCACAGCGGCACCGGGGCUCCUGGAGAGGGAGCGGACGCGACAACAGCCGGAGAGGGAGAUGGCAGACACGCGGAGAAGCGGCGGGCCACUACUCCGAGCAGCUGGAUGACUCAUCGGCCGGAACUUUCCUAA